AAGAAGUACAACGUGUAAUAACUAUCAUGAUGAAGGCACUGGUGUUGCUCAUAAUGGUAUCUACUGCAGUAGCUUUACCGGGAAAGUACUUUGUAUGGUUCUCAUGCUAUGCACCUAGUGACGUAAAGACACAGUUUCAAAGCUGUUUGCCAAAUUUGCCUCAAACGGUGUUAGAUUUAUUUAAAAACUGUUCCGUGGAGCUUCGUCCCAGUUUCACACCAGCACAGUUUCAACAAGAGAUCUGCACAAACGUAACUUUACAGAAUCAGACAACAAUGUGCAUUGGAGAAAAAACUCUUAUUCAGAUGUGCAAUGGAUUUUCUGAAGAUGAUUAUGUCAAAAUGGAAACAUUUGAGGAAUGCGUUAUGGACAUAGCUAUGGGUAUGAAAAGCACAAACGUUUGUAACCAAGGAUUUCAGUCAUAUGGAACUCAGGGUGUGAUGAACCAGAUACCGAAAGAACUACAAAAUAACCCUACUCUUUCAAGUAGUAAUCAGGGAUUUUUACCAGGAUUUGUUAACAAUUUUCAGAAUCCUUUCACCACUCGUAACGGCUUUCAGAAUCCUCUAGCGAACAGUAACGGAUUUCAAAAUCCUUUAACCAACAGUAACAGAUUUCAGAAUCCUUUCACUAACCGUAACGGGUUUCAGAAUCCUCUAACGAACAGUAACAGAUUUCAGAAUCCUUUAACCAACAGUAACAGAUUUCAGAAUCCUUUCACUAAUCGUAACGGGUUUUCAGAAUCCUUUAACCAACAAUAACAGAUUUCAGAAUCCCUUCACUAGUCGUAACGGGUUUCAGAAUCCUUUAACCAACAGUAACAGAUUUCAGAAUCCUUUUACCAGUAGUAAUGGUUUCCAAAAUCCUUUAACCAACAGUAACAGAUUUCCGAAUCCUUUUACCAGUAGUAAUGGUCUCCAGAAUCCUUUCACUAGCCGUAACGGGUUUCAAAAUCCUUUAACCAACAGUAACAGAUUUCAGAAUCCUUUAACCAGUAGUAAUGGUUUCCAGAAUCCU
Limulus polyphemus (Atlantic horseshoe crab) is the source of this 1017-nucleotide messenger RNA. RefSeq lists its product as uncharacterized. The transcript has 6 exons. The record is from RefSeq and is a predicted model, not a curated record. Lineage: Eukaryota; Metazoa; Arthropoda; Merostomata; Xiphosura; Limulidae. The coding region runs from base 27 to 761 and encodes 244 amino acids.